Messenger RNA from Lotus japonicus, 1013 nucleotides. RefSeq lists its product as uncharacterized. The record is from RefSeq and is a predicted model, not a curated record. The coding region runs from base 295 to 837 and encodes 180 amino acids. Lineage: Eukaryota; Viridiplantae; Streptophyta; Magnoliopsida; Fabales; Fabaceae. The transcript has 5 exons.
AAUUUCCUCACGCAUGAGCGCAUAUUUUGGGCCGCGCAUGCGUACCAAGUCAGAGGCUUUACCACUUAAGUGACAUGCUCGCCAAUCUACGCAUGAGCGUAGGUAUUUCCAAGCUCAUGCGUGAGUAGUCAGAGAGCAAACCAGUUUUAAUUUUCUCAAAUAAAACCCAAUAAUAACCACUUAUAGAGUAGGGGUACUCGUAUCUCAAGAGGAGAUUUGGUCGACGGUGUCUUGAAUGCUUGCAUAUUCUCGAGGAAAAGUUUUCUGCUGUGUUGAACCAUCAAUCAAUCAAUCAUGCCUUGCCCUUCUUCAAUGCUCUAUCUUCUUCAAAUAAGAUCUGAAUCCACCGAUUCUUCAUCUUCAUCUGAAAUGUCCCAAAUUUCUACUUCUACUAUCACAGAAACUCGUGCUCACAUUCCGAUUUUCUCAGUUCGAAAAAGAAAGAGAUCCUUGAUGGAAGAACAAGGAAGAAGGUUAUCAGAGCCCAGAUCCACAAAAUUUUCAAGGGUUUCAGCUUAUGUUGCAUCAUUCGAAGUUGAGGGAUCAAUAGGUCCAUAUCUUAGAUGUUCCGAAAACAUAAAAGACAUUGAAGAAUUGGAUUUGAGGAGAUCGGCAACUUCAAAAAUCGCUUCUUUUGUCAAUGCUGGCCUUUUGUCUGGUGAACAAGCGAGUGUUGCUGUGGAACAUUUUGGUGCUGCUGCCCAUGGUCUUUUUGGAGUUGAAAUGUGGUUAGGCUUGAAGGAUGACAAAAAAGUUAAUUAUAUUAAAAGUCUCCGCAGACAAGAUACCCAGCAGAUGAAGCUCACCACAAGGCGUCAAGGGUGUUCUUCAAUUUAGGAGCAUUGAUUGGAUUUUGUGUAAUAUUUGUGUAAUAUCUAGAACAAAUAACCCGCCCCGUUUAUUAACGAGUUGGCGGGUUAAUUAUUAAUUUUUAACUUGUCCUUGUCCUUGUUCUGUAUGUACCCUUUUCUAUUACAUGCAAUGAAUGCCGAAGGUGCUGGUAAUAUUGGCAA